Messenger RNA from Malus domestica (apple), 1467 nucleotides. Its product is annotated as glycerophosphocholine acyltransferase 1-like. NCBI's taxonomy places the organism in Eukaryota, Viridiplantae, Streptophyta, Magnoliopsida, Rosales, Rosaceae. Gene Ontology annotation, biological process: phosphatidylcholine biosynthetic process. The record is from RefSeq and is a predicted model, not a curated record.
AUUAUUUUUUAAUUUUUUUGUGGAAAAAGAGCGCUUAACAGGAUUUUGUGUUGUUCUCAAGAACCACCUUCCUUCUUCCCUCCCUCUCUCUCUCUCUCUCUCUCUCUCUCUCUCUCUCUCUCUCUGACUCUGAUUCUGAUUCUCCAUAGCAAAAAUGUCCAACGGCGACGACCCAAUGGAGGAAACAAAUGGGGAUUCGUUUCACCAAGCAGUGAGGCAAGGGUUGAAAGACCGAUCAAAGAAAGUUGCUCAAACCAAAGAGAUUUUGUCGAAACAAGCGGUUCAGACCAGAGAGAUCCUCUCAAAGCAGGCUGUGAAGAUCGUCAAGCAAGCUGAGGAACACGAAAAGUUCAUCAACAAGGUGACGCAUCUUGUGGGGGUUCUCGGUUUCGGUGGAAUUUGCUUCCUCUUAGGAGCAAGACCGCAAGACACUCGAUAUGUAUAUUGUUUGUUCUAUGUCAUCUUUGUUCCUCUUCGUUGGAUAUACUAUCGGUUCAAGAAGUGGCAUUACUAUCUUCUGGACUUUUGCUACUAUGCCAAUACGAUAUUUUUGGUUGACCUGCUUCUUUAUCCAAGGAACGAAAAGUUUUUCAUGGUUUGCUUCUCAUUUGCUGAGGGGCCGUUAGCAUGGGCAUUGAUCGUUUGGCGUUGUAGCUUGGUUUUUAGUUCUCUUGACAAAAUUGUUAGUGUCCUCAUACAUCUUUUACCCGGGUUAGUUUUCUUCACCAUUCGAUGGUGGGAUCCAGCAACUUUUGCAGCCAUGCAUCCGGAAGGAACUUCUCGCAGAGCUUCAUGGCCUUACGUAGAAGACAAAUCCUACCUUUGGUUAUGGCUCUUUUGGGUCCCCUUGUUUGCUUACACCCUCUGGCAGGCUUUGUAUUUCCUCAUUGUCAAUGUUUUACGCCGGCAAAGGCUGUUGAGAGAUCCCGAAGUCAUGACUUCUUACAGGGAGCUCUCAAAGAAGGCGCAGAAAGCAAACAAUGUAUGGUGGCGCUUGAGCGGUUUGCUUGGGGAUCAGAAUCGCUUGCUCAUGUACAUUCUACUCCAAGGCGUAUUCACUGUGGCGACAAUGGCGCUCACAGUCCCUAUCUUCCUGUCAUAUGAACUGCACGUUAGCUUCCAAAUACUCAAGGUUUCCGCAACUGUAUGGAACGGAGGAAGUUUCUUGCUCGAGGUAAUGCCGAGGCAAGUGAUUCUCAAGGAGAAGAAGAAAUCAGAAGUGCAGCCACACAAACUCAGGGGGAUCAAUCGUUGGAUUGUGAUCAAAUGACAAGUAAUCCAGUCGAGGCAUCCCCAAGUCCUGUGAAGUAGUAGGCUGUGUAAUUUUGUGUUCCUAGAACUUAGCUUUUAUUUGUAGAAGGUUCAUAUUUCUUUUCCAGACUGAUGGGAAAUGAUUUGUUUGUGUACAAAUUUGCAAAAAAUGAAAUUCGGACCGUUACGUGCAAGAACCUUAGUUAUCUCUCUCUA